Molecule: messenger RNA, 4699 nt
Organism: Hemiscyllium ocellatum (epaulette shark)
Lineage: Eukaryota; Metazoa; Chordata; Chondrichthyes; Orectolobiformes; Hemiscylliidae
Gene: smad2
Product: SMAD family member 2
Exons: 10
Coding region: 392-1846 (484 amino acids)
Biological process (GO): transforming growth factor beta receptor signaling pathway; anatomical structure morphogenesis; BMP signaling pathway
Cellular component (GO): heteromeric SMAD protein complex
Molecular function (GO): RNA polymerase II cis-regulatory region sequence-specific DNA binding; I-SMAD binding; DNA-binding transcription factor activity, RNA polymerase II-specific
Source: RefSeq, a predicted model, not a curated record
UAAUCGUUUCUCGCCGUCAAUCAAAGAAAAAGGGAGCGAAGAGACCAGCGGGAAGGGAGAGAGCAAAAAAAACCAAAUAAAAUCUCCUCAGGGGAGGAUGUGAGAAUUAAUAAUAAAUUACCCAGAAGGCUAACGACAUUUUUUUGAGGGCAAUUUUUAUUUAUUUUCUCACGAAUCAUCUCGAUUGAUAAGCGACGGUUACCGAGUAAAGCGAGGCACAAUUGUUUGAAUUUUUGAAUCGUGGUUGCCGUUUUCUUCCCUUUUCCAACCUCAGUUAGCCCCUUUAUUAUUAUUUUCCUCUUUCUUCUUCACCUUUCUCUUUUUUCGCCCUCCUCCCUCCAUCCGACACCCCCUGCCCCCUCACUCCCACUCCCCAUUCCCGGCUCCAACCAUGUCGAUCUUGCCCUUCACGCCGCCCAUCGUCAAGCGUUUGCUGGGCUGGAAGAAAGGCGGCGAGUCGCAGUCUCCCUCUUCUCAGUCCCCGUCCCAGGCGCCGCAGCAGCAGCAGCAGCAACAACAGCAGCAGCAGCAGCAGCAGAACAACGGGCAGGACGACAAAUGGUGCGAGAAAGCCGUCAAGAGCCUGGUGAAGAAGCUGAAGAAGACGGGGCAGCUGGACGAGCUGGAGAAGGCCAUCACCACCCAGAGCUGCAACACCAAGUGUGUGACCAUCCCCAGCACAUGCUCUGAAAUUUGGGGACUGAGUACACCUGGUACAGUAGAUCAGUGGGAUACAACAGGCCUUUACAGCUUUCCUGAGCAAACCAGAUCACUUGAUGGUCGGCUGCAAGUUUCACAUCGCAAAGGUUUGCCUCAUGUUAUUUACUGUCGCUUGUGGCGGUGGCCUGAUCUUCACAGUCACCAUGAGCUUCGAGCUAUUGAAACUUGUGAAUAUGCUUUCAAUCUUAAAAAGGAUGAAGUGUGUGUUAAUCCAUACCACUAUCAGAGGGUGGAGACACCAGUUUUGCCUCCUGUAUUGGUGCCACGACAUACAGAAAUUCCAGCAGAGUUGCCCCCACUUGAUGACUAUACACAUUCCAUUCCUGAAAACACUAAUUUUCCAGCUGGAAUAGAGCCGCAGACCAACUAUAUCCCAGAAACGCCACCACCUGGCUACAUCAGUGAAGAUGGGGAGACGAGUGAUCAGCAAAUGAACCAAAGUAUGGAUACAGGGUCUCCUGCAGAAAUGUCACCAAGUACCUUGUCACCAGUCAAUCAUAGCUUGGAUCUACAACCUGUAACCUAUUCAGAGCCAGCAUUCUGGUGUUCAAUAGCAUACUAUGAACUAAACCAGAGAGUGGGUGAAACAUUUCAUGCAUCUCAGCCUUCAUUAACUGUGGAUGGAUUUACAGACCCAUCAAAUUCUGAAAGAUUCUGUCUGGGUUUGCUGUCUAAUGUCAACAGAAACGCAACAGUUGAGAUGACGAGACGGCAUAUUGGCAGAGGAGUACGGUUAUAUUACAUUGGUGGGGAAGUUUUUGCGGAGUGUCUGAGUGACAGUGCCAUCUUUGUUCAAAGUCCAAACUGUAACCAAAGAUACAGCUGGCAUCCUGCAACAGUAUGCAAAAUUCCACCUGGUUGUAACCUAAAGAUAUUCAACAACCAGGAGUUUGCAGCGCUUCUAGCUCAGUCUGUAAACCAAGGUUUUGAAGCUGUUUACCAGUUAACGAGAAUGUGCACAAUUAGGAUGAGUUUUGUGAAAGGCUGGGGUGCUGAAUACAGACGGCAGACUGUGACGAGCACUCCUUGUUGGAUUGAACUUCACCUGAAUGGACCGUUGCAAUGGCUUGACAAAGUUUUAACCCAAAUGGGGUCUCCCUCUGUCCGUUGCUCAAGCAUGUCCUAAAUAACUAUGUCCCUAUUUCGGUAUCAAGAUGGGACUAAACAUAAGAUGGAGUCAAAUCAACAGACUUAAACAGCUUUUCUGUUUUAGUAUUUGUGUUAUUCCGAGAGACUAUCUGUUUGUUAAUACAAAACAAAAUCAAAAAGAAUGGCACUUGAUCUCAUCAACCUAAGCACCUUGUUGAGUUUUAUUACCCCACACCCAGAUUAUGACAAAAAUUUAUUAGUAUUAGUGUAUUAAACACACGAAUAUAGCUUAUGGCUGAGGGUGAAGGGAAGGCUGUGUAAAAAGACAUUUUGCAUUAAUGCACAUGUCGAGUGCCUGAGGUCCAUCAAUGACAUGUACAGUAAUUCAAUUGUGAUUCCACGCACGUUAGUUAGAAUGGAUUCUUCAUUAAAUGAAAUCUCUAUCGUUUUCUUUGUCUCAUCCCCGACCAGCCCCCUCCCUGCCUUCAAUUAAUUAAAAUUUGAUGAGUAAUAUAAUUGAUACACAUUGCAAAUAAAAAGCACAGUUAAUGAAUUUAAAAUGAGAAACUGAAAAGUAGCUGGUAGUGGGAAGCAUAACAUGAAUUUAAUUUUCCACAUUGGAUUAUAAUUACCAUAAACACUCAUUUAGAAACAAAUAUCACUGGCAUUUUGGUAAGAGUUUUUUUUCCAAAGAUUGAGGUGAUAGCCUUAUUGCUGGAGAAAUGCUGAGUUGUGACCGCCAAAGUUAGGUAAAUUUGGACUCACCAGGAAUGAAUGUAGCUGGAACUGGCAUUUUACUAUCCAAACAUUUCCAGUGAUGGCUUAUAAAGGGAAAUGGACAGAAUUGUAGUCAUAUUCGACAUGUUGUUGAUUUUAGUUUAGGAAAAAUGUCAAAUUAUAAUAAAUUUUUCCUAAAUGUAGCUCAUCUGAAAAUAAGUGAACUUCAUGAAAAAUGGGAAUACUUUAUUAUUUCACAGCAUUUUAUCAAAUCGUUAAAUAGUUGGACCUUGCAUUAAACAGCAUAAUGCAGUUUAUUUACCUUUGGUACCUGUUCAGCCUAAUUCUGAUCGUAUUGUUUCGAAAUGAUGUAAAAUUGAGAAGCUUGUAAGCUAUUUUAGCCUCUAUUUCAUUUAAAUUUGUUUUAGAAUGUAUACGGUACUGAUAAAUGCUGUUAUCUCUAUUCCUGGCAUUAUGUAGAGGUUGUAGCUGUUCUUAUGCAUGCUGUGACAAUAACUUUUACUGAACUCCUUUUGCUUAUGAUUUCUUUUGUGUCAUUAUUUGGGGAAAUUCUUGGAACAAGAAUUAUCAAGGCUUUUAAAACUUGAAAUUGACAACGUCUUAAUGGUAAACUAGAAGACCCUUCACAUGUAAGAGAUAAUUGCCAUAUUGUACUUACCUUUGCCUGAUCAUUGUAAGUUUUAAUAUUGCCCAAAAGUUAUGUUCCUUCUCCCAGCGCUGAAAAUUUGUGAAACUGGAUAGUAACAGCCAGUAAAAGGAUCUUUUCUGCAAGUUGUUGAGCAAUUUGUUUCUGAAAUUAACAGUAUUGGUGACUGGUGCUUUAUUUGAAAGGGCCCUUUUUUUAAUACUAGUAUGUUACUCAUGGCAUUGAAAAUAUUUGGAUUUUUUAUUUAUUGAUGCCAAUCACUGCUCUUCAUUGAGUUGUUACCUCUGGGUCAGAAAUAAUCAAUGCAAAACCAUGAGGUCUGUGCCAUUUUCAUUUUAUUUGAAGCCUGAUUUUUGGUUUUUUUUUUUUGGAUCAUUUCUGUAAAGUGGGGUGGAGGGUGAGGGUAACAAGCUUAUAUGAACCAUAUUACUAAGCCAAUUUUAGGUAUAGUCUGAAAGAGUACAAUUGAGGAAAUUGCAGCUUCAGUGUUUUUAUUCAAUUUUGCAUUUAGUCAUUUUGCCGGUGCAGUGUCAUGUUUAAGUAUAAUGGAUGUUGGUUACAUCUUGUAAAUAUCUAUUACUGAUUGAAAUUGUCGUUCAGUCUUACAUUGGACUUCUCAUACUUGCAGAAUAUCCACUUAGGCUAAAUACUCCCUUUUUAGGAAGGUAGAAGUUAACCAUAAACCUCCUUUACUUCCAACUUCUUCCUCCCCAAGCUGUAAAAAGCUCUGAGAUGGAGUGUAAAAUUAUAAAUUACGCAUCUUAAUCAUUUUAGAAUUGCAAUUUUUUAUUUAAACAUUGCUUCUCUGAAGCAGUGAUUUGACUCACUUUUGAAUUAUAUUUGAGAAAUAGCCACAAAAAGGCACAAUCCACCUUCAAUUUUAGUAUAAUGAUUGGAUAAUAGCUGUACAUGUUCUUCAUGAUCCUCACACACUCAAAGUUCAUGCACCCAAAAAUCAUAAGGAAUACAUAUUUUAAUGUGUUCUGAUUGUUUGGCAGGGUGGCUACAGGUGGGAUCUUUUUGAGGGGCUAUGUAACUUGUAAAAUAGAACACGUACAACUUGCUAAUAAUUCUGUGAUCUAGCUGUCUGUCAUAUAUCAGUUUUGUGGCAGCUACAGAAUUGCUUUUUAAAUUUCUUUUUAUGUUGUUUUAUCCUCUACAUUACACUAGUGCUGUACUUUGUAAGUGCAACUGGUGAUAGCUUAUUUUUUGAGAACCGACAUGGCAAGUGGUUAAUGCUUCCAACAGCUAUGGCUGUUUGUAGGCCAUCAGCGACAGUUCUGCUUGCCAUAGAGUCUUGGGAAUGAAUGAACGUAGUACCAAAUAAUAGAAGAUGGGCCAGACCUUUGAAAGGAAACUAGCAGAGCCUUUACCAUUCUACUUGUGAGCUUGUUUUACCAGUAGAAUUCUGUAUUGGUAGAACUGAUGAACUUGAGCGGGGAAAAAAUUUCAGGUUUGUUGCAUAUGCAGACUAAGUGAAUACACUAAUAAAAGUUUUAAUUCUGA